Molecule: messenger RNA, 1758 nt
Organism: Polistes canadensis
Lineage: Eukaryota; Metazoa; Arthropoda; Insecta; Hymenoptera; Vespidae
Product: protein yellow-like
Exons: 6
Coding region: 158-1402 (414 amino acids)
Cellular component (GO): extracellular region
Source: RefSeq, a predicted model, not a curated record
UCUGUGUUCAGUCAGUGGGACCCGGUGCACGUUCGCAAACCAACGUAGUUUCUUCGCGAUUGUUCUAAUGCAAACAUUUUUUCAAUAGUUGCACCUAGUUACGAUCACAAAUAGUAUUCUUCGGUCAUUACAAUUAGAUGGAAAACAAUAUUUAAAGAUGAGGUUCCUACUUCCAUUGAUUCUCCUGGUAGGAUCAUUCAAUUAUAACGUGAAUGCUGAGACUUUGGAAACUUUAAUGCAAUGGUCGUUCAUAGAUUACCUUUUACCUUACGAUCAGGGCUUUCAUAAUAACUAUCGUCCAGAAAAUGUCGUUCCCACAGGCAUCGAAGUCUCUUGGCGAAGAAUUUUUAUCAGUACGCCACGCCUACGUGAUGGCGUUCCAGCUACUUUAAGUUACAUCCCGAGAAACAUUCCACCAGGCAGCAGUCCAAAACUUCAAGCUUAUCCUUCGUGGGAAUGGCAUACCGCGGGAAGAGGAGAAUUAAAUUGUUCUCAACUAAUAUCUGUUUAUAGAUCAAGACUCGACAAUUGUAAUAGAUUAUGGGUUAUUGACAGUGGUGUCAUGACGUCUAUCGAUAAUUUUACUCCAGUUUGUCCACCUAAAUUACUUGUCUUUGAUCUCCAUACAGAUACACUCGUCAGACAAUAUGUUUUUCCUCGAGAGGUUUUAAGGCCAAACAGUUUGUUGACUAAUCUUAUAAUAGACGAUACUAAAUCAACAUCUUGCGAUGAUAUAUUUAUCUACAUAAGUGAUACAGCUGGACCAGGACUUCAAAUUUUUGAUGGUGCAAAUAAUACAAGUUGGCGAGUACUUCACGCUUCGAUGUUUCCUAAUCCAGAUUAUACUAUUUAUCAGAUUGCCGACGAGACUUUCGAACUUCCAGAUGGUAUUGUGGGAUUAGCUUUCUCUCCAAGGCAAGGUAUACUAUAUUAUCAACCACUCGCCACCGAUCGUCUCUUCGGUGUACCAACGUCGGCACUUCAAGCUGGUCCACUUCCCUUCGGACAACAACUCCCAGUGUCCUUGAUCGGCAAAAAGUCUAGUCAAGGUAUUCCAUUAGUCGUGGAUCCUCUAGACGACUCGAUUCUUUUCUCACCACUUACGGAAACAGCUAUUGCCAGUUGGCAACCUCUAACGAAUAAUCAAAGAAUCGUCGUUUACAGUCCAGAAAAAUUGCAAUUUGUUGCUGAAAUGAGAUGGGUCGAACGUGACGACGGCCGAAUCUGGAUUAUGUCCAGUAGAUUCCAUAAAUUCUUCAAUCGUAGAGCAUCUUCUAAAGAGAUCAAUAUUCGUAUUAUGAAAAUCGUUCCGGAAACUGUUUUAUCAAAAAGUCUACCGUUAUAUCAAUAUAUCGAUCCACGUUACUCGCAUAUUUUGUAUAACAACUCAGUCGGUUUUUAGAUAGAUUUAUAAAAACAAUUUUUUAAAACUUGUAAAUUAUCAUUUUAAAGAUACUAGCGAGAAUCAUAUUAGACCGAGAUCCACUUCUAUUAUUAAAACAAAAAUAGAGAAUCAUAAAUUCUAAUUUGCGAAGAUUUUAGUAUCAGUAGGCAGAAUGUCAUUUAAGUAAUUCUUUUCUUUUUAUACGUUUACAGAAUCGUAUAUGAUUCAUUCGUAAAGAAAGUCGAUUGAUGUUAAUGUGAUUUGAUAAUGAUAAAUAUCAAAUCUCUUCGUAGAUAUAUAAUAUUUAAUAAUAGGACGAUUUUUGCUAUAAAUUUUACAUAAGGCGUAUGUUAAAGCUAUUAAACUAUAUAUGU